Molecule: messenger RNA, 1128 nt
Organism: Pyricularia pennisetigena
Lineage: Eukaryota; Fungi; Ascomycota; Sordariomycetes; Magnaporthales; Pyriculariaceae
Exons: 1
Coding region: 1-1128 (375 amino acids)
Molecular function (GO): nucleotide binding
Source: RefSeq, a predicted model, not a curated record
AUGCCUGACUUGCCCAGGCCCAUCCGCGUCGGAAUCCUCGGCUUGUCGGCCAGGGGAAGCUGGGCCGUCGCCUCCCACCUGCCCGCGCUGCAGUCGCUGCCGGAGAGCUACACCAUCGUCGCCGUGUGCAACUCGUCCGAGGCGUCGUCGCAGGCGGCCAUCAAAGCAUACGGCCUCCCCGCCGCCACCAGGGCCUACGGCUCGCCCGAGCAGCUGGCCGAGGACCCGGACGUCGACCUCGUCGUGUGUUCCACCAACGUGGUCCUGCACAGGCAGACGCUGCUGCCGAGCAUCAGGAAGGGCAAGGCGGUGUUUUGCGAGUGGCCGCUCGGGCGGAACCUGGCCGAGGCCGAGGAGCUGCUCGACGAGCUCAAGAGGCACAACGGCAGCGACGUGAGCCGGUCCGUCAUAGGCCUGCAGGGCAGGUACUCGCCCAUAGUCAAGACGCUGUCCGACCUGCUCUCUUCGGGACGCGUCGGCAAGCUGCAGCGGACCAGCUUCUCGGCCCCGGCGGGCUACUGCGGUGACGAGGGGCUAGAGGAGCACGAGUACUUUUUCCGCGAGGCCGACGGCGGCAACCUCGUGACCAUCUUCUUCCUGCACCUCAUCGAAUCGGUGCUGUCCGGGCUCGGAGGCAGAGAGUUUGCGCACUUCGACGUCGUGCUGGGCGGCAGGGGCGGCGAGGUUCAACUCAAGAACAGGGACGGCGGCGUGGUGCGGACCAUCGUGCGGGAGACGCACAAGAGCGUGGCGAUCCAGGGCGUGCUCGACGACGGUUCCGAGCUGAGCCUGCAGCUGUGGGGAGGAAAGGGCGCGCCGGGCGACAAGGAGGCCAUGUACUGGCGCGUGGUGGGAGACAAGGGGGAGGUCCGGGUGCGAGGCACGGGGCCGAAUCUUCAAAUGGGCGGCGACGAAGUCAGCAUCAGCGUCUUGGACUACGCCUCUAGUGAGGUAGAGGAGGUGGCCUUGUCGGCGGAGGAGCUGAAGCCGGUCCAGGCUGGGAACGUGGCUAGGCUGUAUGCAAAGUUCGCCGAGGGUCGAGUCGGCGAGUAUCCCGACUGGGAGUGGGCUGUCAAACGGCACAUGCUGAUCGACAAGAUGUAUAAAAAGAACGCAGCCCGCAGCUAA